Striga hermonthica is the source of this 1764-nucleotide messenger RNA. The record is from the annotation of a GenBank genome assembly. NCBI's taxonomy places the organism in Eukaryota, Viridiplantae, Streptophyta, Magnoliopsida, Lamiales, Orobanchaceae.
AUGGAGAUGGAGCAAACAACGGAAGAUAACAAAUGGGUGCUCGACUCAUCAGUCGACCGUAAAGGAAGAAUCCCUCUUCGUGCAAAGACCGGUUCAUGGAAGGCGGCCCUUUGCAUUAUAGUGAUUGAGUUUAGUGAGUGGCUAAGCAACUUUGCAAUAGCCACGAGCUUGAUCAUAUACCUUACGAAAGUGAUAGGUCAAGACGUGAAAACAGCCGCAAAGAACGUUAACUAUUGGUCGGGCGUCAUGACCACAAUGUCAUUGGUUGGCGCUUUUCUUGCCGAUUCUUACCUCGGCCGGUUUUGGACUGUCAUGGCUGCCUCUGCUCUUUAUCUCCUGGGGUUGCUCUUGCUGACCAUGUCAAGUGUGGUCCCUGCCCUGAAGCCCUGUGCUGGCGACACCUGUUCCGAGGCACGAAAAAUCCACACGACGUUCUUCUUCCUCGCGAUUUACCUAAUCGCGAUAGCAAGUGGCGGCCACAAGCCGACCCUCGAGAGCUUCGGUGCCGACCAAUUUGACGACGACCACCCUGAGGAGCGCAAGAAGAAGAUGUCCUUCUUCAACUGGUGGAACUCCGCAUUGUGUGCUGCGAUAUUCUUCUCGGCGACCGUGAUCGUCUACGUGCAGGACCACGUUAGCUGGGCCGCGGCCGAUGUCGUUAUCAUGUCCGUCAUGGGCUUUUCGGUGGUGCUUUUUUGGGCCGGUCGGCCGCUCUACCGCUUCCGGAAGCCCGCGGGUAGCCCAUUCACGCCGCUAGCUCGUGUGCUUGUCGCCGCUUUUGUCAAGCGGAAGCUUCCGUACCCGUCGGGAGUUGAUCGGCUUUACGAGGUUUCGAAGGGGGAUACGGUGGCUAGAGGGAGGCUCCUCGUCCACACGGAUCGACUCAAGUUUCUCGACAAAGCUGCAAUCAUCGAGAACGGACAACAAAGCCCGCCAGACGAUCCAAAAUCAUGGAGACUAGCGACUGUGACUCAAGUCGAGGAGCUAAAGCUCGUCCUCAACCUUAUCCCCGUUUGGUUGACGACCGUACCCUUUGCCAUAAGCAUAGUGCAGGCGACCACGUUCUUCAUAAAGCAAGGAACGAUGCUCGACCACACGCUCGGCCAACACAACUUCUCCAUUCCGCCUGCCUCCAUGUACGGCUUGGCCUCGGUCGGCAUGAUUGCCAUGAUCGCAAUUUACGAUUAUGCCCUCGAGCCCCUCGUUCAGAAAAUCACGGGCCGCGAGAGAGGCAUAACCGUUCUACGGAGGAUCGGAAUCGGCAUGGCCAUAUGCAUCCUCACCAUGUCGGUGGCGGCCACCGUUGAGCGGCGGCGGCUCAACUUGGUCCGGCAGGACCCCGCCCGCGGGUCGGCCUCGAUGAGCAUUUUCUGGCUGGCGCCGCAGUUUUUGCUAGUCGGGAUAGGGGACACGUUCGCGUUCAUCGGGCUUCAAGAAUUUUGCUACGGUCAAGUGCCCGACUCGAUGCGGAGCUUGGGGAUCGCGUUGUACUUUGGCAUGCUUGGGGCCGCGUGUUUCUUGAGCAGUCUUUUGAUAACGGCGAUUGACCAUGUGACGGGAAUUGGCGGGAAGAGUUGGUUCGGAAAGGAUUUGAACAGUAGUCGGAUCGACUGUUUUUAUUGGCUCUUAGCUGGGAUGACGGCUUUGGAUGUUUGCGUUUUUGUGCUCGUAGCUAGCCGGUACACGUACAAGAACGUGAGAAGGUCGACGAAUGUGGUUACCGAUUCUUAUGAAGGGAAAGACUGUGUUGAAACAUUGGCAUAG